GGCGCCACCGUUAGCACUCCGGAUUAAUAAAGCUCGACAACAUAACGAAGGAAUGCGGAACGGCUCCAAUUCCAAUACGGCUAUAUCCAAUCCUAGUGAUGUGGCCUCUCCGCAAGCGUCGCCAACGGAGACAGUAUUUUCUAAAGCGGAUCUGAACGCGCAGAUAUCAGAUAUCCUCAGCAGUGUAUCUGGUAAUAUUAAACUACAACCCGUCCCUACCUCCGACAGAAUAUCCACAACACCUACCACUCCAAUCGGACCUAAAUCCAACGCCAAAGUUUCUACAAUCAAUAUCGCUAAGCGACCUCCAGGACCACGCACCAGUGGUUCGAGGUCGGCUUCCACCCCGCUCAAACCCCCAAUUACCCCAUCACAUUUACGAUCUGGUAGAGCUUCCCCGUCGUUAAUGCCAGAAUCAGGUCGAAACUCCCCAGCACCAGAUUCCGAGCCAUCUUCAAAGCUCCGACCGGUCGGCGCUCCCAGCGAUUCGCAUCGCCGACCUGCUUUCCGCUCCGUAUCCGCCGCUCCAUCCACGCUAGUUCAAGUCCCCAACGCUUCCGGUUCCUCGGACUCCGACAUUCGCCUCUAUCACCUCCAUCGGCCGGGAACCUCCGCUCCUCCGCUCAAGCUCCACAUCCGUCGUAUCGGCGAUCGGGUGAUGGUCCGCGUCGGCGGCGGCUGGGCGGACCUCGGGGCGUAUCUUCAGAACUACAUCGAACACCAUGGUCGGCGGACGAGAGUCGACAAUGCGGAGGGGUCAGUCGGUGGCGGGGUGGGGUUCGAGGUGUUGACUUCCAGCCCGAAAUCCCGAGAGCCGAGUAUGGCUGGCACGCCACUUAGCAAGGAGCUCGGUACCUCCACGGAGGUCUUCCCGGGGGGUGGAACGGAUGAUCAUGGGUCACGUGAGACGACCCCGUCCGUCGGACCGCAGUCCGCCAACUCUAGAAGGAGCGCCAGCACUCCGUUCACAUCUGCACAAGAAGUGGGGUUGGCGGGUCCGGCUGUGAAGAAGCUGGAAUUGAGCGGGGAGAAGAAGGAAUGGGUGGAGGGGAUGGUGGAGCGGGCGAAGAUGGCGAGUUUGGGUGGCGAGUUUGGAAGUUUAGGGAAUGUGGGCGGGGUCAAGCGACUGUUUAGGAAAGGGUUGGAGUGAGAUGCUGUGGGCUUUUGUGGCAUGGAGAUAUCGGACGUCCGGUCUGGUCUGUACUUUGAUGGGAGAACACAUCAAAUCAUAUUUGCAGCGGGGCGUUAUGCGACGCAAUGCAUGGGUCGGGUCUGUUGGGCUUACGUGCAGGAGACAUAUACCGAUUAGUGCCCAUGGUGAAUUCCGGGA
Molecule: messenger RNA, 1330 nt
Organism: Eremomyces bilateralis CBS 781.70
Lineage: Eukaryota; Fungi; Ascomycota; Dothideomycetes; Eremomycetales; Eremomycetaceae
Exons: 1
Coding region: 53-1150 (365 amino acids)
Molecular function (GO): microtubule binding
Source: RefSeq, a predicted model, not a curated record